AUGUCUCUCGCGCACGAGCAAAACCUCGACGCCGCGGCCAUUGCCAAGGCCGUCUUGUCCAUCCCGCUUGCCGGCGGCGACGGCGACGGCGGCCGCAACGCCACGUACGAGGGCCAGUGCGGCGAGGACGACUACCUCGUCUUCCGCGUCGGCUUCCCCGACCCCCCGCGGAGCGUGCGCUUGCGCGUCGAGCGCCCGCGGCACCAGGACGCGGCGGCCACCAUCCUCGCGCGCGUCGACGCCGAGCGGCGCACGUGCGAGUCGCUGAGGCUCCAGCAUCGUCUCGGCAAGAUCCGCCGCGGCGAGCUUCCCGAGCUGGUCGAGCAGGACGUCCUCGACCAGCUCGCCCUCCUGCCUCUUGUCCUCGGCGACGACGCCGACAGUCGGCACUUUGCCCUCGAGCACGCCGACCUCGCCGCCGACAGCAUCAUCCUCCGCAGCAGCAGCAGCAGCAGCAGCAGCGACAGGUACAUCAUCGAGGCGAUCAUCGACUGGGGUCCCGCCGAAAUGGUACCCCUGUGCCAGGCCGCGCGCUUCCCGUCCCUGCUGCGCUCCUGGGGCGACGACGACGACGACGACGACGUGCCGCGCGAGACGGCUCUCGAGGAUCGCGCGCUCUACGUCGCCUCGUACGCCAGCGACGAUUCUACAGUGGCGACGAGAGCCAUGAGGCGCGCGCAGGCGGGGAGCGACGUGGAUUCUCGGACGCUGUACUGGGAGUUCGUCAAGAGCGAGAGCAUGCUGCUGACAGCCAUGACGCGCAGCGACGUCGGCUGGACGCUGCAGUUUUCGAGACACCGCCAUGGUGAGGAGGAGGGUUGGAGGGAUACUGCUUGCGCGGAGGUGGGAGAGGUGGAAUCUGCCAGUUUCGAUCUAUGCUCAAUCUACAGCGAUACAGUCACAGACCAUAAUGAUGCUGAAUAG
This is a messenger RNA of Akanthomyces muscarius, 924 nucleotides long. RefSeq lists its product as uncharacterized. The transcript has 3 exons. NCBI's taxonomy places the organism in Eukaryota, Fungi, Ascomycota, Sordariomycetes, Hypocreales, Cordycipitaceae. The record is from RefSeq and is a predicted model, not a curated record. Bases 1 to 924 code for a protein of 307 amino acids.